Molecule: messenger RNA, 1266 nt
Organism: Capronia epimyces CBS 606.96
Lineage: Eukaryota; Fungi; Ascomycota; Eurotiomycetes; Chaetothyriales; Herpotrichiellaceae
Exons: 1
Coding region: 1-1266 (421 amino acids)
Molecular function (GO): hydrolase activity
Source: RefSeq, a predicted model, not a curated record
AUGGACAAAGCCGCGUUUCUCGCCGCAAUCACGGCCGACGAAAAGACCCAUGUCGAGUUCUUGCAGUCUUUCAUCCAGGCUCCGUCACCCAACCCCCCCGGCGAUACUGUGCAGGCGGCAAGCGUGAUCCGCGAAUACCUGAGCGGGCAUGGCGUUGAAAGCGAAACCAUCGCACCGCAAGAGCGCAUGCCCAACAUCCUGAGCGAAAUCACCGGAGGCAGUGGCGACGGACCCCGAGUGGUGAUGAACGGCCACAUCGACGUGUUCCCUGUGGCCGAGGCCGAUGCGGCCGACUGGACGUACGGGCCAUGGUCCGGCCACAACGACGGCACGUACAUCCAUGGACGCGGCGGGGUGGACAUGAAGGCAGGGACGGCGGCAUCCAUCAUCGCAUUUACAUACCUGCACAAGUACCGAGCGAGUCUGCGCGGGCGGGUGACGUUGGCCGUGGUGUCGGACGAAGAGACCGGAGGCAAAUGGGGCUCCCGAUGGCUGCUGGAGCACGACGCCCGGUCGCGCGGCGACUGCAUGAUCAACGCCGAGCCAGGAGGCCUCCAGUCGAUUCGAUUCGGCGAGAAGGGCAGUCUGCGCCUCACCUUCACGGUCAAGACGGCCGGUGGACACGGCGCCUAUACGCAUGCCUUCGAGGGCGCCAAUUUCAUCGUCACCCGCCUGAUCGACCGGCUGAAGAGCGUGCAGGACAUCGAGCCCGACCUCGACCCGGACCUCCGCAGCCAUCUGCAGCGCACCGAUGUGCGUGACGUGGCGGACGAAAUCAUGGGCCCAGGCGCCGCCGACUUGUUCCUCCGCCCAACUCUCAACAUCGGCACCAUCCACGGCGGCCUCAAGGUCAACAUGAUCCCCGAGAAAUGUGUCAUGGAGGCCGACAUCCGUCUGCCCAUCGGCCUAGACCGCCAAGCCGUGCUCGACCAUAUCCACUCCAUCCUGGAGGACUUUCCCGCUGUCACUCUGCAGGUUCAGUCCGCCGCCAGCAACCCGGCCAGCCACUGUCCCGCGCACCAUCCGCUCGUGGAUGCCAUCGCCGCCAAUGCAGAACGUGUCGUCGGGAGAAAACCGCUGGCCAUUCCUUCGCUCGGUGCCACCGACACCAAGUUCUGGCGCUACUUGGGCAUUCCCGCCUACGUCUACGGCGUCUCUCCAGACACCAUGGCCGCCGUCAAUGAGCGCGUGGCAAUCAGCGAGUAUCUGGCCGUCAUUAAGACUCACGCUCUGGCGGUCUGGGACUACCUUGGCGGUCCUCCUUGA